Messenger RNA from Penicillium taxi, 2145 nucleotides. RefSeq lists its product as uncharacterized. The coding region runs from base 1 to 2145 and encodes 714 amino acids. Gene Ontology annotation, biological process: transcription initiation at RNA polymerase III promoter. The record is from RefSeq and is a predicted model, not a curated record. Gene Ontology annotation, molecular function: histone acetyltransferase activity. Lineage: Eukaryota; Fungi; Ascomycota; Eurotiomycetes; Eurotiales; Aspergillaceae. The transcript is spliced from 5 exons. Gene Ontology annotation, cellular component: transcription factor TFIIIC complex.
AUGUCUCCAAUUCAGCUAUCGACGUUUCCAUCAUCUGUAGACGCGCUCUCUUGGUCCCCAGAUGGCGAUCUCGCUGUUGCCGGCGGUGAUCAUGUUAGAAUUCUGACUUCUACCGUUAACAGCGGUGGCACAUUGAUCAAGCAACGUUGGAAUCAGUGGCAUCCUACAAAUGUCCAAACUAACCGCUUCACCAAUGCGGAAUGGCCAACGAUCCUCACCCAAGGUCGCGAGGACUUUUCAAUCGCAGCUGAGCAAUCGACAAGUUUGACUACAGCUAUUGCAUGGUCACCAUCCGGUCUGGCCCGAUACCGCCGUAGUGUCCUGGCUGUGUUGACAUCUAAUCUCCUUCUAUCCAUUUGGGAGCCAGCUGGUGUCAAUGGGCAGUGGGUCCGGGUUUGUCUUGUCAACCAUUGUCUUUUCGCCACUACUCCAGUCAGACUGGAGGGCACUGAGCUUCGCAAAGUGAACAUUCGUUCAUUCAAGUGGUGUCCACCCAUUCGUGUGUCACCUCAUGGCGGCAGCUCCGAUGACUCCGACCCUGAAAGCCGCUGGGGCAUCCACCUCAUUCUUGUGGCUAAUGAUCUGAACGAAGUUGUUCUGCUACAAAUUCGCCGCCGUUCCAACCCCGAAACCGUUUCUCAAACUAUUAUCACCGAGAAGUUGGCUACCCACACCGUGGUAGUGGGAGAUGGCGAGUUUCCAACGGCCGGUCGAGGCACUCUGUUAUAUGCAGCUCUUCAGGCCCAAGCCCGCAUCACCGCACUGUCGUGUGGCCCUUGGAUCGUCUCUUCCGUUCCAGGGAAUAACUCCGUUCAUACUGCAGACACAUUAGUUGCUGUCAUUCUUGCCAACCAGCUUCGGCUGCUCAAGGUCACCGUCACCUUGACCGAAUACGACAGUGACAAAAAAGUGACACCUCGUUUUGAGACCAAGGCUUUGUUCCAAGAAUUUGAAAUAAAUCCCUCCCCUGUGAAACUGGUGCAACAUCGCUUGCAGGGCCCACUAGAAUGGAUCUACGAGGACGAAUCCCCGAAAAUUAUUCUUGCAGUGUGCACAAAUUCUGAUUUUAUCACCGUGGAAAUCCCCAGAUCCUCUUACUCUGCGAGUGAACCCGCCAGCAAUAAGGUUGAAACCUGGGAAUGGGAUAUUUCGUCUCUUCCUGCCGAGGAUGGAGGCCCUGGAAAGCCCCAUUACGAACGCGUUUCUGGCAUGACCGUCUCACGAGAUGAGCACAACACUUCCACCGCCCUUAAUGUGGGCACUCAUGGAGGAUUAGGUGCCGUCAUCAGUCUCAAAGACAUAAUCAGUAAAGGCAGUCUAGUCAUCCCGCAGUGGUGCAAAGAUAUGAACAAUUUCAGAGAUUGCCAUGCUCAGAAGCAAGGCUGGGAAAAUUUGACAGUCGCGCGAAUUUGGGGACUGGGAUCGUGGCGCAGCGUGACUGCCGUACUCUUUACCACACAUCCCACCGAUAUGAUUGAGUAUCGGAUUGGUACUGGCAAUUACUCUUACAUUGAGAUCGCCGGUGCAUGGAACACAGAAAUGCUAUUUCGCCCCGAUCCGAAGCAUAGUGACCCGGAAUAUGCCCGCCGACAGCGGGAGAAAGUGAUCACUUUUGUGCUAUCCCAUGUUGAUAACCUCAACAGCGAGGAUAUUGAGGACCAGAAGAUGGUAUACCAUGCAGCCUGCUGUGCCAUUGCCGAUGGUCAGCCUGAAGCCGUCCUUUCUCAGGCUCGUAAAUGUUUUGAAAGAUUGGCAGUUGUGACCGGUGCAGACAUGAGUGAGGAGAUGUCGAAAUGCGGUCUCAAAUCCGCCAAAAUCUUCGCAAAGCGAAUUGAGAAGCAGUCUCAACCUGGCGGGCAUUUGUUUGAAUGGUGUGGAAUUUGCGGCGACGGUGGUAUCGCCUGGUCGGCCGCCACAGUUGCCCAAUGUGUGAAUGGACAUGCUUUCGCUCGCUGUGGAUUGAGUUUCCAGAUCAUCCAAAGUGCAGAUGUCUCCAAAUUCUGCUUGGCAUGCCGAAAGGAGUAUGUGGACGAGGACUUGGUCUCUCUUAAUAAUGGCCCUCAGGGACGGUUGUUCCUGAAGGAGUUCCACAAGUUCGAUACAUGCAUCUACUGCGGCGGAAAGUUUGGUCCCUUCGUCGCCUGA